GUGGCCCUUAAACGCACCGGCUGUCUGUCACUCGAAGCUCCGGUCUGCGUCAACAACCGCUACGGAGAGCCCGUGUGUUUGUCCCGUUCAUUCUGUACUUCAUUCACGAAGAGGGCCAUUCCGCGGUCCGGGUGUAUGAUGUCAGAGAGCAGCUGCUAUGGCCUGCAGCAGCGGUCAGCCCAACGCAGAAACUCUGGAGGGGUUCCAUGAGGUCAACCUGGCCUCCCCCACCACUCCUGACUUGCAGAACCAAGCAGAGCAGCGCCCCCCAGUCCGCCACAGCACCCCGCCCACCUCUCUGUAUCGCACACAUUCUCUGGGAGCGCCACCCGGAGGCCCACCCUCCUCCUUGCGAGCGGAUCAGCUCCCCACCCAGCCUGUUUACUCCACACCACGGCACAGUCACAAUGGCAGUGUACCAGGUUUCGAGCUGGAGUCAGCAGAGGGCGUCUUCCUGUCUGGGGAGGACGGCGAAGAGUGCAGUGCGCUGACGGACAGCCUGUCAAGGCUACGCAGCCCAUCUGUGAUGGAGGUCCGAGAGAAGGGCUACGAGCGGCUGAAGGAAGAGCUGGCCAAAGCUCAGAGGGAGCUGCUGUUGAAGGAUGAGGAGUGUGAGAGGUUGUCUAAAGUCAGGGAUCAGCUGGGCCAGGAGCUGGAGGAGCUCACCGCCAGUCUCUUCCAGGAAGCCCACAAGAUGGUGAGGGAAGCCAACGUCAAACAGGCAACUGCUGAGAAACAACUGAAGGAAGCUCUCGGGAAGAUUGACGUCCUGCAGGCAGAAGUUCAGGCCCUGAAGACCCUGGUCCUGUCCUCACCCACGUCCCCUGUCGGUGAACUUCCACCUCCUGGUUCUGGGGUGAAGACCCCCUUCAGGAAAGGCCACAGCCGGAACAAGAGCACCUCCUCGGCUAUGAUGGGGACGCAGCCGGACCCCUCGGCCACUCAGCCAAUCGUCCGGGAGUGUCGCGAGGUGGACACGCUGCUAUUCAGCGAGUUUAGAACAUGGAAGGAGGAGCCCACGCUGGACCGGAGCUGCUGCUUCCUUGACAGAGUUUACAGAGAAGAUAUUUACCCUUGUCUCACCUUCAACAAGAGCGAGCUGGGUUCGGCCAUAUUAGAAGCCGUCGAGCAGAACACUCUCAGCGUGGAGCCGGUGGGGUUCCAACCUUUGCCCGUGGUGAAGGCCUCGGCGGUGGAGUGCGGAGGACCAAAAAAAUGCGCCCUGAGCGGUCAGACCAAAACCUGUAAGCACAGAAUCAAGUUCGGAGACUCGUCCAACUACUACUACGUGUCUCCCUACUGUAGAUACAGAAUCACGGCAGUGUGCAAUUUCUUCACCUACAUCCGAUACAUCCAUCAAGGGCUGGUCAAGCAGCAGGACGCGGAGCAGAUGUUCUGGGAGGUGAUGCAGCUACGGAGAGAGAUGUCCUUCGCAAAGCUCGGCUACUACAAAGACCAGCUGUGAUCGACGGACAGCACGGCACUGCAGGCUCACAACAGACUGAUGCCCCGCCCCUCCGUGAGCUGCCCAUUCACCGGCUCACUCCAGAGGAAGAGAAGCCGUCCUCACUUUGCUGUGUAUGAGAACGACUGCGUUUAGCACGUCACCAAAAGACAGACCUCUUGUUACUGAUUUAAUAUUACGCUUUAUUCAGUCACAAAACACUCCAGGGCUCAGACCCCUGUUCUCACUCCCAACACCACUCUCGGAUAUGAAACUGAAAAGCAGCAAGUCACAGCACCAGAGGAAGGUUUCAGCUUCAAUGUUGAUCAAAUGAUGACUUUUCUUUGGUCACAUGGAAACCAAAUAUUUGCUCAACUUAAAAUAGUCACCAUGUUUCAGAAGUUUAAUGAGAUAAGAACGCAUCUGUAUUUAAAAAUAUGAUUAAUUGAACUCAGCCGAAACAUUGAUUUAAGACAUCUUUGUUGAAGAUGGAAACAUUUUACUGUUGAGCCAGAUUUUUGCAGAAAAUCUCAAUGAAACGUUUCCUGUUGGUGCCUGGAUUUGUGAGCUGUUCAUCUGACGACACAAGCUCUGACAAGUAGUCCUAUGUUAGUGACCACUAAUAUUAGGAUUUUUGAAAAAGAAGAAAAAAAAAAAGAAAUAACUUAUUGCUGAUCCAACUUCAUUCCUGUUUCUUACCUCUUCUGGUUUGAUUUCUGCUGCAAUCCGUCAGUGAAAAGCCUUUGCUAAGUCAGACGUGAUUCUGUUCCAAGGUGUGUCAGCAUCACAGAAUGAACUGCUGUUUUGCUUUAAUGAUGCUCUUCAGUUUCCGUUGGAGUCCUGUUCUCAGCAACAAGCACGAAAAGCAACAAACUUUUCUAAGCUCCCUCUGGUUUGGCUGUUGUAUUUAAUCAGGAAGUGUUUGUGUGUUCUUUAUAUGUUUAUUUAAAUGAUCACUGCAGCCCUCUCCUUCUCUCUAAUUGACAAUGUCUCUCUCUCUCAGUUCGGUUUAGUGCCUUUUUUUCAGAGACGCUGAAAUAAAAACAGUAAUACCUCUGGAAGGCCGUCACUCUCCACUCUGUUCCCUCACAUGCAGGACAUGAGUGAAGCUGUUAGAAACAUCAACUGCAGUAAUGUGACACAGACUGACAAAAGAACAGCUUCAACUCUCAAAUUGUCAUUUUAAUGAAGCUGGAUAAAUAUAACGGCGCCAUCUGCCGUCCAAUCACACACCAGUGGAUGAACACUUCAGAAACAGAAGACAUGAAAACAACACAAACACGGGUCAAAGUGAGUGACAAGACUGACAAACAAAGCUCUGUUUCAUGAACUGGUGAAACGUUGACGUAGUAAUUGACGUUUCCUUGAGAAAGAAUUGGGUCGGUCACGCGCUGUCAAGUUCGGUUGAGAUGUUACAGCUUCUGGGAAAGUACUGUAUUCUGAAGUUGAGUUUGAAACCAUGCUCAUUGAGCAGUUUUGCAAUCUAAAGGUCAGGCAAACAAUCCGCAGAAAGUAAUUCAACUUUCACCGCCUCAGCAACUUUCAGUGCAAUGUCUGGUAAGCUAGAAUAACAAUAUAACUCCAGAGGUGUUGAUGCGUCAAGCCUCCAAGUACAGACUCCACCAGCGCAGCUAUCAUCAGUAGUUUUCCUGUGCUAAUGGGGCCAACACUGCAUUUAGCAUUAUAAAUCACCGCGGUCAGCGUCUUCUCCAAAACACAGCCACAACUGGCCUUGGUUCUCACACCCAGGCAGGUUGUCGUGAUCUUGGUGAUGAUCAAUGAGGUGAGUCCAUGGAGGCCCGUUUGAACAAAGAAGAUGCAAAGGUUCAAUCCAGCAUCAUGAAGAUGAGUCCACCUUUCCCUCCUCCCUAGUUUUUUUUUCCUGCAGAGGCGGAUUAUCGAGGCCACAUCCCCCACGCCAGCCCCGGCAGGAUGAGUGCCACCAGGAUGGAAGAGAAGAGGUUGACUGCGUUAUUAUCCAAAAUCGGUUUCCCGCAUAUCCGCUGCGUGGUGGCCGACUCGUAGCUCACCACCUUCCCGAUGCUCGAGUCAAAACCUGCAAAGCACAAUGGGGGCUCCGUUCAUUCACAGUUUCAGGGAAACAAAACUUCAAGACAUGUAAACGUUGUCAGAACUUCAGCUGUUGCUGUGCAUGACAGCAUGUGGCAGGACACAUUUUGAAGUAGCUGAUCACCAUUGAUUUCUUUCUGCACUCUUGAGUGGUUGUGCAGCUGAAGCUGAACAUGUUUUCAUCUGGAGCCAGUACCAGAACAUCUCUAAACUCAGGGUGAAUGACUCGCUUCUGUUUUUGUCAUGAUAGUAAUUUCCACCUGCGUUGGGACAGACGCCACCACAACUCACCAGAGUACUGCAUGUGAGCUCCCAGGAAAGAGUCGAGCAUGGACCCCAGCAGACCCGCCACCCCGCCGUACACAAGCACUGGCCACUGCGGGUCGGCCAGGUGAAGGUUGCUGACCAUCAGGAGCUGUGCGAUGAAGUAGGCCACGCCCACAGUGAGUCCACCUAAAAAGCUGGCCAACAGUCCAACUGCAGUCACACCGCCGUUUGUACCUGGAAGAACCAAGUACCACAACAGUCGUCAUCAUUCACGAACAGUGAAACAGACAAAAAAAAAAACGGUGCACACCACCGGCUCCAGUCCAUGCAACACAUCUCCCACUGAAGCGUCCUUCAAAAUAAUUAAAUAAACUCAAUAUCCAAAUGAAAAAUUGACAUGUGAAAUAUUGUGCAAAAAUAACCAAGUAACACUAAGAUUUGUCUCUCACCAACUCACCUUCAUUUGAUGGAUGUCCCAUAUCUUAUCUAAGUCUGCUGGAUAUAACUUUCAUUUGUAGUGUGGUAUUUCCUUUUCAUUGACCUCAUCCGACUGCUUAAGUCAUGGGGCUGACCAAAAUACUGUACUUGCUUGCAGCAAUAGCUUGAAUAGCUGAUUGAUAGCUUAACACGAGGCGACAUCUGUCUCAAGGACUAAAGUACUUCUGUCUUUUUUAUUUUUAAUUUCAUUUUUUAAAUGAAUGUCUUUUUAAUUUAUCGUGAUAUGUUGUGUUUCUUUGGAAGAGAACAAAAACAUUCAUGCCAGUUACGCGUCGAGGCAAUCUCUCGAUGAUGAAAUGUUCAAGAGAAACAGGAAUAAAAAACAGAUCUUUCAUCCCUGUGAUGAUUUAUUCUUCCCUUUUUGUCCGUCGCUACUGACUGACACAGAACUUCACUAUUUACAUACUUUAUUCAUGUCUUUCUAAGCUAGUGACAAUCUGAUGGUUCAAGCCACAGGAGACUUAUCAGGGCCACAUUGGAGAGACAGAGAGCAGCAGUCGGAUCAUGGGGAGACAAGUUAGUCUCAUGAUCUGUUCUUUUAAUGCGUCAUAACUUUGACCUUUAGACAGGGGACGCUAUGUGUAUCAUCCAUAAAUCUAAAUUUCUGUUAGGGUAGUGAGUGUGUGACUGUUUCCCUGAGUCUGUUUGUCACUGCACUUGAAUGUGCGUGACACCCUGCAUUGAAUCUUGUGACUGUGUGUUUGUGAGUCUUGGA
Synchiropus splendidus (mandarinfish) is the source of this 4994-nucleotide messenger RNA. RefSeq names its product RAB3A interacting protein (rabin3) (gene rab3ip). Gene Ontology annotation, biological process: exocytosis. The record is from RefSeq and is a predicted model, not a curated record. Gene Ontology annotation, cellular component: Golgi to plasma membrane transport vesicle. The transcript has 12 exons. Gene Ontology annotation, molecular function: guanyl-nucleotide exchange factor activity. Lineage: Eukaryota; Metazoa; Chordata; Actinopteri; Syngnathiformes; Callionymidae. The coding region runs from base 158 to 1465 and encodes 435 amino acids.